AUGGAUAUUAUGGGUUCUGAAAAACCAAACAGUGAACUGGAGGUAGGUGCAGCUGCAAACGCCGCACAUCCACCACAAACAUCAGCGUUGUCGGAUGUCACGGAGUUCAGCCAAGAGGAUGACCUUAACAUCGGUGACGAACAGGAUUCAUUCGUUGAAACCUACACAAAAAGAAAUAAGUUCGUGGGGUCGGCGGUGAAUCGUAUGAUAGCUAUACUCCUCAUGUUUGUUCUUGUCUUGGGGGGUUGGAGAUUGGCUGUCGGCGAUAAAAAGCGACGAGUACUUGGAGAGAAGGUGCCUACAGACGAAGAAGGCAUUAGGAAAAUGGUGGAAGACUUAGUGAUGUCUACCCAGCGUUUUUCUGAUGAAUGGAAUUCUUCCUCUAGAGAAGUGCGUGAUGCCUUCAAUAGCAAUUUUACCUGCAGCUUAUGGCGGAAGUGUGACACUGUGGAAACGGUACCCGAAUUUCUUAGAAGAAAUGUGGGGAAUAUCGAUGCCCUCUCGCAUUUUAAUACGGAAGUUGGCCUCCUGGAACGAAGAGGACGUGCGCUGCGAGUUUUGCUAUGGCAGGCUGUUGCUGAAGCUGGUAGGACUCGUUUAAAGCAGCUGAAGGAUCUAGAGAUUUUCUCAGAGCGGAACGAGGAUUGCCCACUCGUGAUGUUACGGAAAUACGCCGGGGCUAAGUCAAUAGCCGAUUACAGUUGCAAGGACGGCGAAGCUACAUUCGGGCAUUUCUGCCGACGUCUCGCAGCAUGGGGAUUCGUGGGGUUGAAUACAACGGAUGACUCAGGUCCUGUGGUUCCCGUGAAACUCGCCGAUCGGGUGGCUGAUCUUGUUUAUCUGAAAAAAGCCGCAUCUGAUGGUGAUGCUGCAGUGACGGCGAUAUUCGACACGUUCGUGGCAACUGUAGAGCGAGCCCAACAAGGGCUUGACGAUGCGGAAAGGGAAAGACUUGAAGGGUAUUUGCUGGACGUAGACGGGCGGCAGUUCCCCAUUUCGCGCUUGGCGAGGCAUAUCUCCACAAUUGAAGACGCGAGGAGGGACAGUGGCGUUACCGCUGCAGAUGUGGAGAAGAUGCGGAAAGGGUGGAGUGCCGGUGGCCUUCAGCGUGCGGCAAUUAAAUUAUUGAGUGAACAACACGUAUCAUAUUCUGUUUCUGUUGAUAUUAAGCGCUCCUCCUUGCACGGCUGGAUACGCGCCAGCGACCUUUCUUUACCGGACCAGACGGUGUUGGAAGUUGCAAUUGCGCUUACCUAA
Eimeria acervulina is the source of this 1257-nucleotide messenger RNA. RefSeq lists its product as hypothetical. The record is from RefSeq and is a predicted model, not a curated record. The transcript has a single exon. The coding region runs from base 1 to 1257 and encodes 418 amino acids. NCBI's taxonomy places the organism in Eukaryota, Apicomplexa, Conoidasida, Eucoccidiorida, Eimeriidae.